This is a messenger RNA of Misgurnus anguillicaudatus (oriental weatherfish), 3580 nucleotides long. RefSeq names its product inactive dipeptidyl peptidase 10. NCBI's taxonomy places the organism in Eukaryota, Metazoa, Chordata, Actinopteri, Cypriniformes, Cobitidae. Gene Ontology annotation, cellular component: voltage-gated potassium channel complex; plasma membrane. The record is from RefSeq and is a predicted model, not a curated record. Gene Ontology annotation, biological process: regulation of potassium ion transmembrane transport; proteolysis. Gene Ontology annotation, molecular function: serine-type peptidase activity; potassium channel regulator activity.
AGCGUCUAUAAAUCAGCGCUUGCUGGAAACUAACCCAUCCCAUAAUACAGCUGUUUGAAUUCAUCUGAUGUCCAUCACAUUUGGCUUCCCGAAAUCUCAUUUAUUUUUUGGUAACUGUUAUUGUUUCAGGCUUACACGUCAUCGCGCGAAACUCUCCGCCCCUCGAGCGCAGCAUCAGUCUGCGCGUCGCGUUGGCUUUUUAUCCAUUUCUCCUGGCAGUUGAAUUUAGGCAGAAAUCCGAAAUCAGAAGAAUCGAUCAGGUUGAAUACGCGCAGCUGCAGUGGAAUGCCUGAAACGCUCUGCGCGCUCCUCGGCGUACAAGGACGGAGAUCACGCGUCCAAAUUUAACGAUUCUGCAGUCAGGUUAGGAGGAAGACGCGUUCGGAUUUGGGGUUUCGGAUAUUGUUUGCAGCGGGAUUUAAACCAUGACGGCCACCAAAGAGCAGCAGAACCAGAGAGGGAAUCCGCAGGACGAGGAUCUGGGUGGCAUGAGUCCUCCUCAGAGGAACUGGAAGGGAAUUGCAAUCGCUUUGCUGGUCAUACUGGUGGUCUGUUCCCUUAUCACAAUGUCUGUGAUACUUCUCACUCCAGAUGACAAGUUACCGGGUAGAGACACCAAGUUAACUGUGGAGGAUCUUUUCAGCACCGAUUUCUUUGUGCAUGACCCUGAAGCUCGUUGGAUCAAUGAAUCUGAAGUUAUAUGCAGAAACCACAACGGACAUGUCAUCAAGUUUAACAGCCUGACAAAUGAAACAGAGAUUUUGCUGAAGAACACCACAUUUGAUGCUUUUAAAGCCACCAGAUUCUCCAUCAGCCCUGACAUGAAAUAUGUACUGUUCGCCUACAAUGUCAAACAGGUUUACCGACAUUCAUAUACAGCAUCGUACAUUAUUUACAACAUUCAGACCAGGGAGGUUAGUGAGCUGGAUCCUCCAGAGGUGAUGAACUCUAAACUGCAGCACGCUGCAUGGGGUGUCCAGGGUCAACAGCUGGUGUAUAUAUUUGAGAAUAAUAUUUAUUAUCAGUCGGACGUCAGAAGUAACUCGCUAAGACUGACCUCAUCAGGGAGAGAGGGUGUCGUCUAUAACGGUAUUGCUGAUUGGCUGUACGAAGAGGAGAUCCUGCACACUCAUGUAGCACACUGGUGGUCACCUGACGGGGAACGCUUGGCAUUUCUGGUUCUUAAUGACAGCCUGGUGCCAAAAAUGGUGUUGCCUACUUUCACAGGCUCUACUUACCCGAAGGGCAAACAUUACCCGUACCCGAAGGCUGGACAGCUCAAUCCCAUGGUGAAACUGUUUGUAGUCAAUCUCUAUGGACCAACACACACUCUUGAACUGACUCCACCCGAUGAGCUCAAACUGCGGGAGCACUAUGUAGUGAUGGUGAAGUGGAUUAGUAAGACCAAGACAGCUGUGCGUUGGUUAAACCGGGCACAGAACGUCUCUUUUCUGACCGUAUGUGACUCUACCACAGGAGCAUGCAUCAAGAGACAUGAGGAGACAUCAGACCUUUGGCUCUCCAAUCAGAAUCAGGAACCUUUCUUCUCAUGGGACAGCAGCAGAUUUUUCCUGACUGUUCCGGUGAAACAGGGAGGCCGUGGAGACUUUCAACACAUAGCAAUGUUCACCUCUCAGGUGCGGGCGGAUCAGAAUGAAGUGCGACAUCUGACAUCGGGUAACUGGGAAGUGACACAGAUUUUGGCUUAUGAUGAGAAUGUGCACACCAUAUAUUUCCUAAGUACUGAGGGUUCACCCCGACACAGACAUCUCUUCAGUGUGUCAACAGUGGGGUUGUUUCCACGAAGAUGUUUGACCUGUGAAUUGAAUAAAGAAAAUUGCACGUUCUUUAGUGCAGUCUUCAGCUCCAGUAAUCAGCACGUCAUACUCCACUGCAAAGGUCCAGGAGCCCCAGCUGUGAUCAUAUACACUUUGAACAAUGCCAAUUAUUACAUCCUGGAGAAAAACUCGGUGCUUAAAGCUGCUCUCGGAUACAAAAGAAUCCAGAGGACACAGUAUGAAAGUAUCCAGACUGAACACUUUGAGUUACCGCUGAAGAUAACGUAUCCACUCGACUUCUCUGAGUCUCGUAAUUACGCACUUCUUCUGAUGAUUGACAGCGCCCCUGGUGGCCAGCAGGUGAAUGAGCAGUAUUUACUUGACUGGGACUCGGUGCUGGUCAGCUCUGACAGCGUUAUUGUAGCUCGUCUGGAUGGCAGGGGGAGCGGCUUCCUGGGUCAGAAGGUUUUACAGGAAGUCCACAAGCGUCUGGGAGUUGUGGAACUUCAGGAUCAUCUGGCUGCUGUUGAGUACCUACUGAAUCUGCCCUACAUUGACCGAUCCAGGAUAGGUGUGUUUGGUCGGGAUUUUGGGGGAAACGUUGCACUUAUGCUUAUUAAAUCUACAGAGAAUGUGUUUCACUGUGCGGCAGCAAUGUCACCUGUCACAGACUGGACUUUGUAUGCUUCUACAUUCUCUGAGCGCUAUCUGGGAUCUCCUCUUCAGGAGGACAGCAGAUAUCAGUUUUCCAGUGUGCUGCAGAAUCCACAGGGCUUUAAAGAUCAAACGCUGAUGUUGCUGCAUGCUACUGCAGAUGCAAACAUUCACUUUCAGCACACGGCUGAGCUUAUUAAGAACCUUGUGAAGGUUGGAGCAAACUACACUCUACAGAUUUAUCCAGAUGAGGGUCACUUCCUGUCCAAGAGUAGCAGGCGGCACAUGGCAGGAACACUCAGCAGCUACUUCAGAUCCUGUUUGCAGGAGGAAAUGCUUCCAGUCAGUGAAGAAGAGGAGGAGGAAGAAGAAUGAAGAUCAUAUGCAGACGCACACACGCACGCACACACACACACCAGAAAUGUGUGAGACCUACUGCUCUGAGAGAGUGUGUGAAUGUGUGUAUAUAUGCAUGUAUCCAUUAUAUGAUGGAUGUAUGCGUUAGAGAUGUGAGAGUGUGUGUAUUUCUAUGUACCUGCCUAUUGGAUUUUUAUUGCUGGAAAUGGACUGAAAUGGCAAGGCACAAAUGGAAUAUUUCACUUAGCAGAAAUCACCAAGAUCUUCAAGUGGACUGGGCUGCUCUGAUUGGCUCAUCCACAUCACAGACUCCAACCAGCCAUUGCAUGUCCUCUUUCUUUGCUUCACUCUCCGUCUAUCUGUAUGCCGUAUCCUUUAGAAAGAGCACGGCAUUAAGAUGUAGUUACGCUACAAGAAAGACUCACUGUCUCCAUGACAACCGCUCACUGGGAAGAACUGCUAUUUCACUCAGCAAAACCCCAAGGAUCUGCUUAAAGACAUGCAGAGCUCAAGAGCACACAUGCAUAAUGCUCUGAUAUGUACGUCCAGUAGAUUCUUGGAUGUUGGUGUAUAUUGUACUGAAGAGUGUGAUCAUAUCUCAUGUUAGCUUAGAUUACAGGGCGGAUCCAAUCACAUGAUGUUUUAAUUAAUUUUUCUGUCUCUGAAAGCUUUUGUAUAGCUUACUGUUUAGUUUUGAUGUUGGGGUGUUGGGUUGUGGUGGGAGUUGGGUUGAUAGUUAUUGUCUUCUAGUUGACAUUUAUGACUAUAAAUAAACAAGUAGUCAAACCUAA